AUGUUUGCUAUCAUCGUACUAUAUUUUGGUCUUCUGAAUCCUGCUCAAGGUUUGUUAGCUAAAGAAAAUCAAGAUGAUAAUGAUUGGUCUAUGAUUAUGGAAGUUGAAGUAGAAGAUCCCACUUACAAUUCUUCAUCUGAUAAGACUGAUGGAAGAAACUUCAUAAUAAAUGUAACAGAGCAUGCUACUUCUCAGUAUUCCAUAUCCAUACCUGGUGCAACAAUAUGUGGAUCUUUUUUGUGCUAUAACCAGGGACAAUGCUAUACUAACUUACAUUCGUCUUCUUCAAAAUGCUUAUGUCCAAUUGGAUAUUCAGGUGAUUUCUGUGAUAAAGUGGAUGAAGGAUACCAGUUUCCGCAUAUCGAGCAAGGUGGUUAUCUGAAAUUUUAUUUUAAAUCGUCUGCGUUAUACAGUGGUACCAAUCAAAGUUUCAUCGAAAGAAGUAAUCAAGUGUCAAUGAACAGUACUAAUACCUAUAAAGUUGACCUUGAAAUACGACCAAGUUUUACUGAUGGAAGUUAUUUAUUAGUAUCCCACGAGUCAAAUAAGGAAGAUUUCAAGUUUUCACUCAGUAUUGAAAAUGGAUACGUAGUAUACAGAUCUCUGAGAAUUUCAAAAACAAAUUAUGAACCCUAUCGAAAAGAGGAAAUCCAGGAAGUCAUUCCAUGGUCGGAUGUUAUACACUAUGAAAAGUAUUUGAAAAAUGUCAAUGAUAUGGAGUUCAGUUACGUCUCCUUUGGUGGACAUCCUGAAUUAACUAAAACAGGAGGUCCAAUUCAUUUUGUUGGUUAUAUUUUUGAGCAAAGUUACAGUGGAUGCAUACAAAAUAUAAGGAUUAAUGAAGUUCCUAUAGAUCCUAGACGUAAGGCUUUCUUAGGAGAUGCUGUGGAUGGGUAUGGGAUAACUAAUUGUGGUUUCGAUUUAUGUGAAAAGAAAGAAUGCAAAAAUAAUGCUUCGUGUUUGCAAACAUCUGGUUCCAGUGUUAUUUGUCAGUGCCCUUUAGGAACUUCGGGUCAACAAUGUGAACAAAGAGUUGAGCUAAUCAUGCCGUACUACAACGGAUAUUCGUACACCGAGUAUAUUGGAUUGAGUGGGACAUCAUCAUCAUUCACCACCUUGGAACUCCAGUUUAGACCAUCACAGCCAAACGGAUUGAUUUUAUAUGAAGGUUAUAGUCAUGAUAGGCGUGGGGACUUCUUGGCUAUUAUGUUAGUCCAUGGAUAUGUUGUAGUGGCGUUUGACUUAGGUUCCGGUUCAGCAUUUUUAAAGAAUGAAAAAGAAAUAAAAUUAAAUGAAUGGCACAUAGUCCAUUUUUGGCGAAUCGGUCGUGAUGGUUAUUUACAAGUCGACUCAGAUGAGCAUAUAAUGACGAAUUACUCGUUCGGUUUACAAGUUCAACUAACAUUAACUUACUCUUUGUAUCUUGGUGGACAUCCAAAUUCUAAUUUUAUAUCAACUCAUAUAAAACCAUUUAUUGGAUAUGCAACAAAUUUGAGUAUUGGAUUUCAAGGAUGCAUCAGUAAAAUUGAAACAAACGGAGUACUCAUUGAUCCUAUUAAAAAUGCGAUAGGUGGCGUGAAUAUUUUAAAUUGUCCUGGACAAGAAUGUGGAUUUUCAAACCCUGUAUGUUUAAACAACGGGAAAUGUUUGCAGGAUUUAAAAGGUUUCACAUGUUUAUGUCCACUUGGAUUUCAGGGGAAGGACUGUAAAGAAAUACUGGCCUACAAACCCGAAAUUUUGAUCAGUUGAACCAUAUUAUGUUCAUGAAAUUAUAAUCAUUGCUAUGAGACGAGUGUUGUGAUGAAAUAUGUGGUCAAAUCCUUUACGACAGAGUAUGAGCGAUAGAUUGUUAUAUUUUUAAACCACUCCAGAGGUUGUACGGUCUUCUUCAUCGGCAUACUUUUUAGAGGAUUGAUCAGUGAUGACAGAAUGACUUAAAAUGUUUAAAAUACAAUGUUUUAUUUCAAAUCCAAAUUUAUGGUAGAAACAAAAUACACCGAGUGUGUUUUGUGAAUAUCAGGUAAUUAGUCGAGUCGCUUGAAAAUUAAAUCUCGAACGAUUUUAGUAAAUAAGAAAUAUGAGUAUUUUUCCGUUUAAUCAUAUGACAAGCACAGUUAUAACGAUAGUAGGCUCUCAACAUUUCUUUAACUUGAAGUCAGUUCACAUUCCUGAACCAAUAUCACCUGAAUUAUUGGGUAUUUGUUUCACUCUACUCUAAAAUGGUUUGGUGAUUUUACACGAACUAUUCAGCUAUCUCAGCAAUUACAAUACAUUUGGAUUACGGAUUAAUGGUCCGAAAAUUUGCAUUUACAACUCCAGUCGUCAAAACGUCUGUCCAGUUUUCAUUGUAAUUCAUUGAAUUUACAAGUGAUGUUAGUCUUGGAUGAUAGUAUAAUCAAGUGAAAUUCAACUUCAUAAUGUUGUGGGGACUAUUAUUUUUCUUCUUCCAGAGAAAUACUGUGAAGUUCAUUCCCAGUUAAAAAUGAUUUUUGUUGAAAGUUUUAAUUAUUAAAUUCCCUUCAAAAACUUUUAUAAAUCUAGUUAACGUGAAUAGACUGUUUAUUGAAUAAAGGGAAUAAACUCAAUGAACCUCUGAUUUCUCAAAAGAAGGGAAACGAUGGGAAGCUUUUAUUUUUAUCUUUUUUAUUUCAUCAGUAAUCCCGUAAAUUCUAUAAAAUUUUAAUUCUGUUAGAAAUGACCCAGCCCUUACCUCAUGAUGCUAAAUUGACAGCCUAAUUGAUAUUCAAGCCUAAAAACUAAGAAAAUCAAUCUUAGAUAACUAGUAUGUCUAUAUUACAAUAACUUAGUCAUAAUAAUUGUAACAUUGCCCACAUAUUCUAGGAGCAAUACGAGGUACAAUGAGAGAAAACAAUUUAGAAUUAAUAGCUUUCGAUGUUAGAUGAAUCAAUGAACUACUAACUUUUGUCAAUAACCACGUGUUAACCGGUUCUAUGAAAAAUUCGAGUACUGUCCCCCUUGGUGUAUGAGUAUUAUUUGCUAAGUUAGAGUUUGGAUUUUCGGGAGAUUAUUUCUAUGUAUUGCUGAUAACUCUUCUGUUAUUUUGCUAUUUUCUGGUUUAACAAUAUUGUCUGAAUAAAUUCUGUCAACUUUCUUACUAAGCAUUUUAUUUUCUGUGGUGUUGGAUCUUAACUGUGAGGAUAUUAACUUAAUGAGAGGACUUUCGACAUUCACUGUUAAUCUUUUUCUGAUUUGCCUUUUAGACCCAAUAGUCGUCACUAUCA
Messenger RNA from Schistosoma rodhaini, 3242 nucleotides. Lineage: Eukaryota; Metazoa; Platyhelminthes; Trematoda; Strigeidida; Schistosomatidae. The record is from the annotation of a GenBank genome assembly.